AUGUCAUCCUCGGCGGUACCGGAGGGCCGCGAGAAGGCCGAGAAGCCGCAGAUCAAAAUUGGGCAUUACGUGCUAAAGGAUACGCUUGGAGUUGGGACAUUUGGAAAGGUGAAAGUGGGAAUCCAUGAAGUUACCGGCUACAAGGUGGCUGUGAAGAUUUUGAACCGGCAAAAGAUCAAGACGCUGGAUGUUGUCGGGAAGAUUCGGAGGGAGAUUCAGAAUUUGUCGCUGUUCCGUCAUCCGCACAUUAUUCGACUAUACCAAGUAAUCUCCACUCCCACCGACAUUUUCAUGAUCAUGGAGUACGUCUCCGGAGGAGAACUCUUCGAAUAUAUCGUCAAAAAUGGAAGGCUGCGGGUCCCCGAAGCCCGGCGCUUCUUCCAACAAAUCAUCUCCGGCGUCGACUAUUGCCAUCGUCACAUGGUCGUCCACAGGGAUUUGAAGCCGGAGAACUUGCUGUUGGAUGAGCACCGGAAUGUGAAGAUUGCUGAUUUUGGUCUUUCCAACAUUAUGACGGAUGGUGAUUUCUUGAGAACGAGCUGUGGCUCGCCGAAUUAUGCAGCUCCUGAGGUUAUUAGUGGAAAGCUCUACGCCGGACCGGAAGUGGACGUCUGGUCUUGUGGUGUCAUCCUGUAUGCCCUUCUCUGCGGAACCCUACCUUUCGAUGACGAGCACGUCCCCACGCUGUUCAGGAAGAUCAAGGCCGGUGUCUUCCCGAUCCCCGACUACCUCGAGAAGCAGCCAGUUCAUCUGCUCACCCACAUGCUUCAGGUUGAUCCGAUGAAGCGAGCUACGAUUAAGCAAGUCAUUGCUCAUGACUGGUUCCAAAAAGAACUCCCAGCCUACCUUUUCCCACCCGUCAACGAGUCCGAAGCCAGUAUUGUCGAUAUUGAAGCUGUUAGGGAGGUUACUGAGCGCUACAACGUCCCAGAAGAGGAGGUAACUUCUGCACUGCUUGGUGACGAUCCACACCAUCAUCUCUCAAUCGCUUACAACUUGAUUGUAGAUAACAAGAGGAUUGCUGAUGAGACCGCAAAACUAUCGAUUGAUGACUUUUACGAAGUCAACUCGUCGAACAGGGAUGGAGCCAGGCAUCCCGAGCGAAUUUCUGCCGCAGUCAGUGCAAAGAUCACGGCCUCCCUCGAAAACUCAGCAGCAGCUGCUGAAUUCCAAAAGGACGCCAUCUCCCCAGUGAAGCUCCCUCACGUCAAGCGGGCAAAGUGGCAUCUCGGCAUCAGGAGUCAGAGCCGACCCGAGGACAUCAUGUUCGAGGUGUUCAGGGCGAUGAAGGCGCUGGACUUUGAAUGGAAGGUCCUCAACCCCUAUCACAUCAUUGUGCGCCGGAAACCGGAAAACCCAACGAGCGAGCCGCCAAGGAUGUCGCUUCAGCUGUAUUUGGUCGACAACAAGAGCUACUUGCUCGAUUUUAAAAGCUUGGUGGAAGAAGAAUCAAACUCUGCCAGCUCCUCCCGCCACGCUUCAAUUUCCCUUGCCAGCAAGCCGGCUCUCCGGAACAGCAGAGCUUCUUCUCUUCCGAUGCCCGUUGAUGUUGAAACCCCGCCUCCAUCGCCGGGCCAACCCGCCAAGGUCUCGCAAACUAUGCAAUUCUUCGAGAUGUGCGCAUCACUCAUCGGAACUCUUGCCAGA
Molecule: messenger RNA, 1647 nt
Organism: Mesorhabditis spiculigera
Lineage: Eukaryota; Metazoa; Nematoda; Chromadorea; Rhabditida; Rhabditidae
Source: the annotation of a GenBank genome assembly